AUGCCGCCAUAUUUACCUGAUAUCUCCAAAUCUCAUGGCGUAUCGCAGUCAAACAACCAAGAAUGGAUUACCCUUCGGCCGCAUGAAACAUCAAGCGACAUAUCCGAUGGCCAGAAUGUCACAACUUCAAGCAAAGUCGACAUGUUUGUCGGCGACAGAUUCUUCCGUACGGUAGAGCCCAACUGCUUUGAUCCAGACGUCCGCAUUACAGAGAUGUAUGCUUCGGGGGUGGAUGUGCAGGUGAUCAGCACGGUGCCUGUGCUGUUCUCAUAUGACAAGCCUGCUGAGCCAGCCACGGCGAUGGCCCGAUACCUGAAUGACCACAUUGCAUCCGAUGUGGCUGCGUCGGUCAAGGAGCUGGAGCGCGCAAAGAAUGUGCUGGGGCUAAAAGGCGUGGAGAUUGGCACUGAGAUUAACGGAAAAAGCCUGAACAGUGCCGACUUUGAGAUGUUCUGGACCGCAUGUGAGGAGUUGGACUUUCCAAUAUUCAUCCACCCUCUUGGAUACGAGCUAGAGCAGGAGAAUAAGGAACGAUGGGGGAAGUACUGGUCAGCAUGGCUAAUUGGAAUGCCCAGCGAGACAGCGCUUGCAAUGCACUCCAUACUAUCAUCCGGUGUCUUGGUGCGCCAUCCAAAACUCCGUUUGUGCUUCGCCCACGCCGGUGGGGCUUACUUGCCUUUGCUGGGACGAAUUCAGCAUGGAUACGACUGUCGCCCUGAUCUGGUUGCGCACAGCUCCGAAGGAGUGCUUCCUCAGGACUAUUUCCAGUCACAGCAGAACAACAUCUGGCUCGACAGUUUGGUGCAUGACCCAGAUCUACUGCAGUAUAUCUGUAAGAAGAUCGGGGCGGAGAGAAUCAUUAUGGGCAGUGAUUACCCAUUCCCGCUCGGCGAGAUGCCAGUCCCCGGCAAGAUGCUGGCCAGUGAGGCGCAGGUGGGCAAUUUCCUUUCACAGGAAAACCGGGCGCGGAUGUUGUCAGGGAACGCUAUUGAAUUUCUAAAAUUGGAGGGCAUGUUUCCGAAGUUUGGUAUAUUCGCCUGCCUCAUCAUGGAUGUUAUUUCUACGCUAUGGGAGCUCGACACAUUGGAGAGCGCAAAUGACUACCUAGCCAGCCAUGGGUCCAAUGUCCCCCGUCUACACCACUUUAUCGAUGGCUACUUCAGUAGACAUUCAGAGUCAGUGAAAUGGAUUGAGUCAUUAAAUCCCCGUUCCGGGAACCUUCUGGUGCAAAUCCCCAACGGCCCGGUGACUGAAGUGGACCGCGCUGUGGAUGCGGCUUCCAGAGCGUUCCCAGCAUGGUCAAAGACAUCGCGACAUGAGAGAUCGCAGAUCUUGAUGCGAAUUUCUGACAUCCUGAGUGAGAAGAAAGAACUCUUCGCAGUCUGGGAGAGCAUUGAUCAGGGGAAGACCCUGGCUCGGGCCAGUGUGGAGAUUGAGCGUGCGAUUUCGAACUUCCGGUACUUUGCUACAUACAUUCUACACGAAGAGGGCGCAGUGCGAUACGUUGAUGGGCAAUCAUCCACCUUGACGUAUGAACAUCGAUCUCCCGUUGGAGUUUUUGGACUCAUCUCCCCAUGGAACAUGCCACUGUAUCUCCUGACGUGGAAGAUUGCUCCUUGUCUCGCAUUUGGAUGCACGGGUGUGGCAAAACCAAGCGAAGUCACUAGCAUAACAGGCUUUUUGCUAGGUGAAGUCUUCCGCCAAGCGAGGCUACCAGCCGGCGUGAUGAACCUUGUCUUUGGAGAUGGCCCAGCUACUGGAUCAGCACUCGUGAAGUCGUCGCACGUGCGAGGAAUUUCGUUUACCGGCGGCACAAGCACAGGCAUCCGUAUCCGACAGGACACCGUAGCUGACAUUGGGAAGCAUCUGUCGCUUGAGCUUGGUGGAAAGAAUCCAGCCUUGGUGUUUGACGAUGUUGACCUGUCUAAGGCUGUGCCUCUCGCUGCUCGGGCGGCUUUUGAGAACAGCGGGCAGAUAUGCCUUUGCGGCUCACGCAUUUACGUCCAGCGCGCAGUGUACGCGGACUUCCUGUCUGCGUUGGCGGAAUAUGUCAAAACCAAUUACAAGCUUGAAGAAACGAUGGGACCAGUUGUCUCGCGGGAGCAUUACAGGAAGGUUCGCUCCUAUCUAGUACAGGCGCGGGAAGAGAAUGCCGUUUUCCAUACGGGAGAGGUGCCAGACGAAGAGCCUCAGCAAGGCUUUUGGAUCGCGCCGACGGUACUCAGUGGCCUUAACACCGACAGUGGAGUCAUGCGCGAGGAGAUCUUUGGACCAGUCGUCACUGUGUGUCCGUUCGACACAGAAGAAGAGGCGAUCACGUUAGCAAACGACAACCCCAAUGGCCUGGCCAGUAUCGUCAUGACCAAUGAUAUGGCUCGCAUGCGCCGGGUGGGCGAGUGUAUCGAUGCUGGAUUGGUUUGGGUCAAUUGCUGGCUGGUUCGGGAGCUCGGCACAGGGUUUGGGGGCAUGAAGGCGUCUGGCACUGGCCGUGAAGGCGGAGCACACAGCCGUGAUGUCUUUACUAACCUCCGUACAGUUCAUGUUUCAGAUUUUUAG
Messenger RNA from Penicillium griseofulvum, 2556 nucleotides. RefSeq names its product Amidohydrolase 2. The transcript is spliced from 6 exons. Lineage: Eukaryota; Fungi; Ascomycota; Eurotiomycetes; Eurotiales; Aspergillaceae. The coding region runs from base 1 to 2556 and encodes 851 amino acids. Gene Ontology annotation, molecular function: hydrolase activity; oxidoreductase activity, acting on the aldehyde or oxo group of donors, NAD or NADP as acceptor. The record is from RefSeq and is a predicted model, not a curated record.